AUGGCCGUCCUAGAUGAUGAAGAGCUUACGACAAUCACCAACAACCCUGAUGCACACGAGAUUAUUUAUACACCUCUUGACAGCACUUGCCAUGAGAUCCGGUUGCUUACGUUGCACCCAGCAAGCAAGGAAAGCGAUCGGAUCUGUUGUACUCUUUCCCACGCCGAGUUGAAGCCCACCAACUCCUCAACUCUCCCUGUUUACGAAGCCCUCUCCUACGUCUGGGGUAAACCCGACUUCUCGGAAUUAAUUCUUCUCAACGAUACAUACUUCUACAUCACACCAAGUCUAAAAUAUGCCCUCUCAUGCCUGAGAUACAAGACCCAACCAUGCGUUCUAUGGGUAGAUGCACUCUGCAUCAACCAGUCAGAUAUUCCAGAACGCAAUCAACAAGUCGCUUUGAUGCGUGAAAUUUACUCAAAGUGCGAGAGAGACAUCGCUUGGUUGGAUCCAGUCGUUGGUGUGGCCUUCACGUCGGACGAUAUAUACAACGAUCCAAAACUUGCUCAAAUGGAAGCCAGCAUUAAGGAGGGUAUGGAACUGAUGAAUACCAUCAUAGAAAAGGACCGCAAUACUCUUGGGGAACUGUUAGCCCCCUAUCAUGACGGUGGGUACAGACUUGAAUAUAACGAAGAGGUUCGUCUCCGCGAUUUGUUCGACUCGCCGUUUCUGUGGAAACGUCUUUGGGUUAUGCAAGAGCUUUCAUUAGCGCCCAAGCUGGUUCUCAUGUGCAAGGGUGCUGAACUUGACUGGGACUCGUUAUCGGCUCUUCUGAAGGACCAGCCAUAUCUGGACGCGUUUCACAUGGGGGAUUCUCAUGCCUUUUACCUACCAGUCUGGAGCGACUUGUUUGUCCGAAUCAAGCUCAUCGAGGAUCAACGCCGGCUGUUCAGUUCACCUGGACAGGUCAGUUCGAAACUGAUGGAUGUAUUAACCAGGUUUCGCGAGAUGGAGUCUACUGAUCCCAGAGACAGGAUCUAUAGUCUCCUUGGCUUGGCGACUGAUGAUCAUGGAAUCCACGCCGACUAUACCAAGUCGGUACCUGAUUUGUAUCGGACCACUACUAUUUCCUUGAUCAAUCUGUCUGGGAAUCUGGAUAUCUUGUGUCAAAAUCCAUUCGAGGCCAGUAGGGGACACAAGGCUCUUCAACAUGCACAAGAUGCCCUGCCUUCUUGGGUCACCGAGUUUAACUCGAGCCACAGAGACUGUGCAGAGAUUAUGUUCGCCCAGCGCGACAUUUUCAACGCCGGAGUCACGACCUACGAGACACCCUGUCGGCUUGUUGGACCCGGAAGUGAUACCUUGAUUGUGCGAGGCAUCAUUCUCGGAGCUAUCGGACCAAUUCUCCAGGUCAGAGACCAAGACUAUACCGCUCGCGAUAUGUUGAAACUAUAUUUCAGCGAAGAAGCAAUCCUGAAGCCCAAGAGUCGCAUCUAUGCCCCGAAGAUUGGUGGAAAGACGUUGACAAGCGGCGAGACAUGUUUACGUGCGUUCUGGCGGACGCUCGUAAAGGAUUGCACAUUACCACCUAAAAUGAGACGUUUAAAAAGCAACGAGGUCAGGUCUCUCGACAAAGUCAACAUGAAGGAGUUGUCCAACGAGACGAUGAUCAACGUUAGUACAAUUUGUGUCGAAAAUGAUCUAUACAGCGACCGAUCUAUGUUUUCCAAGUGCUUAGGCAACACCUUGGAUUAUAGUGGUAUCAAAAGCAAGUUCUCCACGUCGCCUGUAGGCAACCCUUAUAGCCAUUACGCGACAAAGCACUAUAUGUUUGUGGUGACGGACAACGGACUAUAUGUUCUUGCAAGGCCUCAUGUUGAGGAGGGAGAUGUUAUUGCUGUUCUGGAUGGUGGCAAGGUACCCAUGAUUUUAAGAAAGGCUGGUCAGGUUUCUGAAAAGGACGGUACUAGGGAUACUUAUAAAGUUGUUUGUCCGGCGUCAAUGUCUUACCAAGUCCCUCAGAAUGGCGUCUUGCCUCCAAUGCCUCCACAAGGAUAUGCCAUGCCCAGUCCCCCUAGCCAGCCACAGAGCCACUCCAUGUACCACCCUCCCCAACACUGUACAUCAACUCCAUCGCAGAAUCAGAUGGACGGCCCGGCUCGCUAUAAAGUGGCCAAGCCUACUUUCCACAGCCGAUACGAAUGCAGACCCGACCAUGCAUCCGACGGCCCGGUUACAUACAGCCUCAAAGUGUCAAAGGAUCCAGAUUUGUCCUUUAGCGCGGAGGGAAUCCCAAUGGGUGCAUGCUACCUUCCAAACUACAAGCGCGUCUCUCGAAGCGAUGCCAAAAGCUUCAAGAUUGUCAUUGGAAGGCCCCCGAACGUACAGUACAUACAGAUGAUUCAUCGCGGCAAUGACGACUUGGGCUGGACAUUUAUGUUUAACCUUCCCAAUACUGGACAGCCCAUACCCAUGACUUGGAAGAAGGACAACAAUGUUGCUGUCGAUGGAAUGCACGCUUCACGUCUCAGUGACAACAACUUUAAACUUCAAGAUCCUCAUGGACAACUCAUGGCUGUUUUUACGAGUCAUACUAUGAGUUUGCGACUGAGUGCAGUUGGUACUAUGCAGAUAAACAUGGAUCUGGGUCCCAUAUUCGAGUAUGCUGUCAUUAUGAGCUUGCUUUCGAUUUAUGAGUACCAAAAGCGGGAGGAGGACGAGAACUCGACUCAUCUUAAUGCUGCUGCUGGGGCUGCAGCGGCUAGUAGCUGUUGA
Messenger RNA from Fusarium pseudograminearum CS3096, 2715 nucleotides. RefSeq lists its product as uncharacterized. The record is from RefSeq and is a predicted model, not a curated record. Bases 1 to 2715 code for a protein of 904 amino acids. Lineage: Eukaryota; Fungi; Ascomycota; Sordariomycetes; Hypocreales; Nectriaceae. The transcript is spliced from 2 exons.